Molecule: messenger RNA, 1145 nt
Organism: Trematosphaeria pertusa
Lineage: Eukaryota; Fungi; Ascomycota; Dothideomycetes; Pleosporales; Trematosphaeriaceae
Product: RNA-binding domain-containing protein
Exons: 2
Coding region: 162-1064 (300 amino acids)
Biological process (GO): positive regulation of mRNA splicing, via spliceosome
Cellular component (GO): nucleolus; U12-type spliceosomal complex
Molecular function (GO): RNA binding
Source: RefSeq, a predicted model, not a curated record
CGCGCCUGCCAAGAUACGCUAGUGGCUGCGAAUCUUUAAGUUUUCGAGAGCUUCCGUCGCCGCAACAACUCCACCGCCAUUUCGACGGCGACCCUACAGCCGACCCUGAAAGCCUCCAGCUACCUCUACGGCCUACACUCGCUACACUAUCAGGCGCAAUCAUGUCUGGACCCGGAGCCCGCCAUUGGGAACAGAACAAGGAAGCCACCGUCUACGUCGGCAAUAUUCACGAAGAUGUCACCCAGCAACUUCUCACCGAGCUCAUGAACCACCAUGGCCGCGUCCGCACCAUCAACAUGCCUGUCGACCGCGUCAACGGCAAGCACCAAGGCUUCGGCUUCGUCGAGUUCGCAACCGAGCAGGACGCCGAGUACGUCAUCCAGAUCCUCAACUCCACCCGCCUCUAUGGCCAGCCGAUCCGCAUGAACAAGGCCUCCGCCGACAAGCAGAAGAGCGUCGAGAUUGGCGCGGAGCUCUUCAUCGGCAACCUGGACGCUAUGGUCGACGAGAAGGCGCUCUACGACACGUUUGGCCGCUUUGGACCGCUUGUCAAUCCGCCGAAGGUCGCUCGUGAUGACGUCGGUAUCUCUAAGGGCUAUGGGUUCGUCUCUUUUGCCGACUUCGACGCCUCGGAUGCCGCCAUCGCGAAUAUGCACGGCCAGUACAUGAUGAACAAGCAGAUCUCGGUCCAGUACGCCUACAAGAAGGACGGCAAGGGCGAGCGUCAUGGCGACGAGGCGGAGCGUAUGCUCGCGAAGCAGGCUAAGGCUCACGGUGUUGCUCCGGCGGUGCAGCCCCUCCCAGCUCAUCUCUUCCAGCCAGCACCAGCUCCCGCUCCUCCCAUGGGACGGGGCGUUCCUGGCGCUCCGAACGGACCGGCCAGUUAUGGAGGUCCGCCACGUCCUGCCCCACCAGCGUCCUUGCCUCCGCCGCCAUCGGGUCUCCCUGCUCGGCCACCGAGCGGUGCCCCCGCCAACUUCUACCCACCACCCGCUGGCUUCGGUGGACCGGUACCGCCGCCACCCGGCUUCAACCAGCCACCACCGGGGUUCGGCCAGCGGUAGAUAGUCACUUAGGUACACCUUCAUAUGCAUAGGGAUGGCGUCUGGUGUCAGGUAGAUACCCAAUGAAAACAUCUUCUUCUC